Molecule: messenger RNA, 837 nt
Organism: Cucurbita moschata (crookneck pumpkin)
Lineage: Eukaryota; Viridiplantae; Streptophyta; Magnoliopsida; Cucurbitales; Cucurbitaceae
Exons: 2
Coding region: 467-808 (113 amino acids)
Source: RefSeq, a predicted model, not a curated record
UUCUGUUUUGAGUUUUCUCAAGAUAUAUAUUUUUUUUUCUAAGAAAAAGUAAUCUUCUGUUGUUCCACAUCCAAAUGGUCCUUGCCACAAUGUUAUACAUGGGAGGCAGCUUAGCCUAACAGAAAAUGGCUGCUGCUAUUGGAGGUCUUUUUUUAUGGAGGCCACCUUCCAUCAUGUUUGAGUACUUUUCAAUGAAAACAUUUAAAAAGAAAAAAGGCUUUAAGUUGACUCUGAUGAAGGGCAGGCAAGGCCGGCAGUGCAUGCAACUUUAGAAACCCAUCCUUCCUUUCUUACACGAAGAAGUAGAAAGAUCAGUCAUGGCCUCCAAAACCACUGCCUUCCUUCUCUACAGGUAACAUAAUCUUUCAACAUCACAGAAAUCGCUCAGUGCCAUAGCUUAAGAGACAGCUAACCUCCCUUUUUUCUUCCUUCCAUUGCAGGAGAGUUUGGGGCCUCCAAUACUAAGAUGAAUCUUAAUCACUCUCCUAACAAGGUAUACUGUAAAGUGGUGAAUAUGUGGUUUUUCAUGUUUGGAAGCUAUUUACUUUUCUCUUUAACGACGUAUCUACUCCCUACUGUCAGAGACAUGAGAGAUCCAGAUAUCAUACAAGUAUAUAAUUUGAUGUCAACAGAUUCGUUAAGAACAGUUCUGAUGAGUUUGAUCUGUUUCAGGAAUCUGACCUGGAUGAGAAUUUCUGAGGAUGGAUUCCAAAUGGAGAUGAGGAAGCUUUUGAUUGUUUACAGACCAGAUUAUGAUGAUCCUGUAGAUAAUCACGAGCCCCAGAAACCAGGCACUGGAAAGACAUAGGACUUGAGAUUCCUGUGUUUCCCUUGGGC